Glycine soja is the source of this 1969-nucleotide messenger RNA. RefSeq names its product tryptophan synthase beta chain 1. NCBI's taxonomy places the organism in Eukaryota, Viridiplantae, Streptophyta, Magnoliopsida, Fabales, Fabaceae. Gene Ontology annotation, biological process: L-tryptophan biosynthetic process. Gene Ontology annotation, molecular function: tryptophan synthase activity. The transcript has 5 exons. Bases 187 to 1626 code for a protein of 479 amino acids. The record is from RefSeq and is a predicted model, not a curated record. Gene Ontology annotation, cellular component: cytoplasm; chloroplast stroma.
ACAUACAGACAAAAAACACAAAAGAAAGCAAACCAGAAUUCCCCUGUAUUUCUACAAUAUUCCAUCAUAUAAAUUAAACCCCAACCACACCAACAUCACAAAAUCCCAUUCAUUUCAGCUUCAAAUCAAAUCCAAUUGAAAUCAAAAAUAAAAAGGAAAAAAGAAAAAGUAAAGACCUCUCAACACAUGGCUGCUUCAAUCCCAUUUACAGGUAUCAACUCCUCAAGGGUGCUUCCCAUUCCUAGAGAACCACACCACCCAUUUUCCCAUUUGCUCUCAAACAUGUCAAAGUUUGCAUCUUUGAGAACCCCUUCUUCUUCUUCUGCUUCUUCUUCUUCUUCUUCUGUGUCUUGCUCUCUCACCAAAGACCCUUACUCUGUUGUGCCAUUGGAGGAACAUAGCAAAAUGGAUAAUGGGUCGGUUCUGCUUCAGAGACCCGAUUCGUUUGGGAGGUUUGGCAAGUUUGGAGGGAAGUAUGUCCCUGAGACUCUGAUGCAUGCUCUCACUGAGCUUGAGGCUGCUUUUUAUUCCCUCUCUGCUGAUGAAGAGUUUCAGAAAGAACUAGCUGGGAUUCUAAAAGAUUAUGUUGGACGGGAGAGUCCUCUUUAUUUUGCUGAAAGGUUGACGGAGCAUUACAAGAGGCCUAAUGGUGAAGGGCCUCACAUUUAUCUGAAGAGGGAAGAUCUCAAUCACACCGGGGCUCACAAAAUUAACAAUGCUGUUGCUCAAGCUUUGCUUGCUAAGAGGUUGGGCAAAAAACGCAUUAUUGCUGAAACUGGAGCGGGUCAGCAUGGAGUUGCCACUGCUACUGUAUGUGCUCGAUUUGGUUUAGAAUGCAUUAUUUAUAUGGGCGCACAGGAUAUGGAAAGGCAGGCUCUCAAUGUUUUCAGAAUGCGUCUUCUUGGUGCUGAGGUGAGACCCGUCCAUUCUGGGACUGCUACACUGAAGGAUGCGACAUCAGAGGCUAUAAGGGACUGGGUAACUAAUGUGGAGACAACUCAUUAUAUUUUGGGUUCUGUUGCUGGGCCGCAUCCAUAUCCAAUGAUGGUAAGAGAGUUUCAUGCUGUGAUUGGCAAGGAGACCAGAAAGCAAGCUUUGGAAAAGUGGGGAGGGAAACCAGAUAUUCUGAUUGCAUGUGUUGGUGGAGGUUCAAACGCCAUGGGACUUUUCAAUGAAUUUGUUGAUGACAAAGAUGUUAGGCUAAUUGGCGUGGAGGCUGCUGGAUUUGGCCUGGACAGUGGCAAGCACGCGGCAACGUUAACGAAGGGAGAAGUUGGGGUUUUACAUGGAGCUAUGAGCUACCUGCUGCAGGAUGAUGAUGGACAAAUAGUUGAGCCUCACUCAAUUAGUGCAGGCUUGGACUACCCUGGUGUGGGUCCGGAACAUAGCUUUUUGAAAGAUUUAGGGCGUGCUGAAUAUCAUAGCAUCACAGAUGAAGAAGCAUUGGAAGCUUUUAAGAGAGUUUCGCGACUUGAAGGCAUAAUUCCAGCUCUGGAAACAUCUCAUGCGUUGGCAUAUCUAGAGAAAGUGUGUCCAACCCUUCCUAAUGGAGCCAAGGUUGUGGUUAACUUCAGUGGCCGGGGUGAUAAGGAUGUUCAAACUGCUAUCAAGUGCUUGAAGCUUUGAAAGGGUUGUCAUGAACUUGUGUGGAGCUGUGGAUUGGCUGCUGACUGAGCUUUAUUUUCAUACUUAUGAGACAUAAUUAAUACAAUUUAUCAUUAGACCAAGUUAAAUAAUCAUGUAUAUUUGUAUCAGAGAACUGUUGCUAUUCAAUCCUCAAUCAACUUAGUUUUAUGUUAUAAUAAAAUUUGUGGCUAAAUGCUGUAAAAUCUUAUCUGCAAGAAGCUUGUAGAUGUAAACAAGUUCGGUGUGUUUGUUGAGAGCUAUAGAGGUGAACAAGUUUGCAUGUCUAAUGACUGGUUUGACCUUGAAAGUUGACGAUGGAAAUAAACUAAAGGCCCGUUUGUCA